Messenger RNA from Spodoptera frugiperda (fall armyworm), 5449 nucleotides. RefSeq names its product protein transport protein Sec31A (gene Sec31). The transcript has 26 exons. Gene Ontology annotation, biological process: intracellular protein transport; COPII-coated vesicle cargo loading; endoplasmic reticulum to Golgi vesicle-mediated transport. Gene Ontology annotation, molecular function: structural molecule activity; protein binding. Gene Ontology annotation, cellular component: COPII vesicle coat; endoplasmic reticulum exit site. Lineage: Eukaryota; Metazoa; Arthropoda; Insecta; Lepidoptera; Noctuidae. Bases 179 to 3868 code for a protein of 1229 amino acids. The record is from RefSeq and is a predicted model, not a curated record.
GCAACGUUGAAAAAGAGAUGAGCAUUAUUUUAAAGAAAUGACGUGUCCUUUUUGUUAGUUUCCGAACGAACUGUCAUGUCACUUGAUUUCCUCAGCUGUCAAAUAAAAUCAAGAAUAUUUACGUCAGCCACGUUGGAAGUGCCAAGUUGGUGUUUUUAUGUGAGCCAGUGUUGUGAAGAUGAAAGUGAAGGAGCUGAAGAGGACGGUGAACGUGUGCUGGUCGCCGGCUGACCACUACCCGGUGACGAUCGCGGCCGGCUCCGCAGCGCAGCAGGUCGACUCUUCGUUCAGCUCAAGUUCCUACUUAGAGCUCUAUUCCUUAAACUUAGAAGACCCUGGACUUGAUUUAGAGCUUAAAUCCAGUUUGCAGACAGAGCACAAAUUCCAAAAGAUAGUAUGGUCUGGAGCUGGUGUAUUAGUUGGAGGUUGCGAUGGAGGACUCCUACAGUUCUACAGUGCUGAGAAACUACUUCAAAAUGCCUCCGAUGCACUCCUUGGUAGCAGCACUAAACACAAUGGUCAUGUAUCCGCGUUAGACAUAAACCCCUACCAGAAGAACUUGCUUGCGUCCGGAGCGUCGGAGAGCGAGAUCUUCAUAUGGGACCUGAACAACACGAGCCAGCCAAUGGCGCCCGGCAACAGGAACCAGCCCUACGACCAUGUACAAGGCUUGGCGUGGAAUCAACAGGUACAACACAUUCUUGGGUCCACAUUCGCUACGAGAUGCGUCGUCUGGGAUUUGAGGAAGAACGAACCUAUUAUGAAAUUAAGCGACUCCCAGUCCCGCACGAGAUGGCGGUCCCUAGCGUGGCACCCGAACGUGGCGACACAGUUGUGCAUCGCGUCCGAGGACGACCAGGUCCCCGUCGUACAGCUCUGGGAUUUGAGGCUGGCCGCGUCCCCGCUGGUGACGCUGGAGGGGCACCACAAGGGCGUGAUGUCUGUCUCCUGGAGCAAGCAGGACCCUGACCUGCUGCUGUCCGCCGGGAAGGACGGCAGGGUACUCUGCUGGAACCCCAACAAUACUAAACCUGGCGGUGAGCUGCUGACGGAGAUAAGCCACCAGCAGCAGUGGGUGUUCGACGUGGCGUGGUGUCCCCGCGACCCUGGACUGCUGGUCACUGCGUCCUUCGACCAGCAGGUCGCCGUGCACUCGCUACUAGGCGGCUCCAGGCCUGAGAUUUCGAGCCACAACGCGAGCAACAUAAUGGAGUCGUUCGGCGGGCUGGACUCGUUCAGCGCGCUGCCGGCCGUGGCCCGCGCCGCCGCGCCGCCCCCCGCGCAGCCCGCGCAGCCGUCCGCGCCGCCCGCCUGGCUGCGGCGCCCGCGGGCCGCCAGGUUCUCGUUUGGUGGUAAAUUGGUCACAUUCGAAAAAUGUCCACAAGAGGCCGGGCCACAGAAACUUGUCUACAUAAGUCAGGUUGUAAGUGAACCAGAGAUUGUAGAGAAGGCAUCAGAGUUGGACGCGGUACUGGAGGCCACUCUCAGUAACGACCCCGGAGCCACUGAGAGACUCGCUGAGUACUGUCGCCAGAAAGGGGACGCGGCCACGGACCAGACGGAGCGCUACACGUGGUUCUUCCUGCGCGCCAACUUCAUGCCCACCUUCCGGACUGAAGUGCUCAAUUUACUCGGCUUCAAACAAGACGAAAUAUCUUCAAAGUUCAAGAGUCCCAAUGUACCGACGGGCGAUGGACAGCCCGACCUAGCUGCUUUGAGUAGAGGCGAGUCCACGGAGACCGAGGCGGAGUUGUCCACUGAUACCAGCACUGAUCUCUCAGACGCUCACACACUGAUUGAGAGGAAGUUGGCAAACCUGGACAUCACGCCGCCACCAACAGUGUCCAACGUGGUCAUUCCUAACGGAGAAGAUUCGACGAGUCUGAUCUGCCGCGCCCUGGUGGUCGGCAACUUGGAGGAGGCGGUGGAACUCUGUCUCGAUGCCAAGAGGAUCGCCGACGCGUUGAUCAUCGCUUCAUUGGGUAGCCCUGAGCUCCUCCACAAGGUGCAGAAGUACCACCUGAACUCGACGGCGGGGUCCCCCGUGUCGCUGGUGGCGGGCAGCCUGCUGCAGGGGGGAUGGGGGGCGCUGGUCGCUAGUGCCGCCCCCGCCAGCUGGAGGGAGACCCUCGCCGCCAUACUCACGCACUGCGACCAGGAGUCGGCCAGCCAUUACUGCGAGUUGCUGGGCGACAGGUUGUCGAAGGAGGGCGGCGCGGCCAUGGCGGAGGCGUGCAGCACGUGCUACCUGUGCGCCAUGAGCGCCGACGCGCUGCUGGCCCGCGCCUGCGCAGCGCCCGCCGCCACCGUGCAGGCGCUGGCGGCGCGCGCGCAGCUCGCGUUGCUGGCGCGCCGCGCCGCACGGGCCCGCGGACGACCCGUACCGGCGGGUGGCACUUUGGAAACAGUACUGAACGAGUACGCGUCCCGGCUGGCGUCCCAGGGCUGCCUGCAGAGCGCACUGAACACGCUGGAGGGCAUCCAACACACGGAGCUCAGGGACCGACUCAUGCACGCACUCGGACUCGUGCCGCAGAGGAGGGCCAGCCAUCAACCCCAGCCCCAGCCGGGCCGCGUCCACAGUGCGGCCCACCCCCGCCGCCCCACACACUCCGAGUCUGCGUAUGCACCCGCAGGUGCAUACGAGCAGCAAUGGGGCCAGUCGUCCGUGGCGGCGCCAGCCAUGUCCCAGCGCGGGCCCUACGCGCCCCCCGCGCCGGGCCCGGCCCUGCAGCCCAUGGCCCCGCCCCUGCAACCGGCGGUCCCGCCCCAGCAGGCGGUGGCCCCGCCCCCCGCGCUGCUCCAGCCGCAAGCCCCGCCCCCGCCGCAGGCGCAGCCGCCACGCCCCGGCAGUGUCGGACCGCAAGGUGGUAUCAGUGCCCGCUCCAAGUACAAGGUGGACCCUUCAGUACAAUCUGCUCCUCUAUACAAUCAAUACAGUUUCAACAACCCCGUGACGUCACAACCUUACGGGGGAUUCAAUAGUCCUUUACCCGACCAGUAUGGAGCUACUAGCGUUCCUUCAUACAACUCACCGGGGCCCAUGAACCAGAUGGGCGGGGCUCCGGGACAAAUGGGCGGGGCUCCUGGACAAAUGGGCGGGGCACCGGCAGUCAAUGGCACGUACUUCAACCCGGUGCAAGCCCCAGAACCUGCAGCCCCCGUAGUUCCUUCGAAACCUGUUCCCCCAGGUUGGAACGAUCCACCCAUGCUGUCUUCCAAACCUAAGCCGAAGCAAGAAGUAACAGCACAGGCACCGAUCACGCACCCACUGUUUGGGGUGGAGCCCCCGCAACAUGUGCCACUGGCGACCCCCGCCCAGUACCCGGGACAGUAUGCACAGGCCGGACAGUUUGCACAGGCGGGACAGUAUGCACAGGGCGGACAAUAUGCACAGCCCAACCAGUACGGACAACAGUACGGCAACUCCUACCCUGAUUACCAGGCCCAGAAUAUGACGCCUGCUUAUCCGCAAAAGCCGGAGAGCCCGGUCCCGGCGGAGCCCGCGCUGCCGGUGCAGAAGCCCCCGCUGCCCGAGCAGUACGCGUCGCUGCAGACCGUGUUCGAUGCCAUCCGGAACGAGUGCACCAACCGGGCCACGAACCCUCAAAUGAAAAGGAAAUUAGAAGACGUCCAAAGAAGACUAGAGACUCUUUAUGACAUGCUGCGUGAGUACAAGUUGUCGGAGAGCGCGUGCAUGUCGCUGCAGUCGUGCGCUGCGUACGCGCAGGCCGGGGAGCACAGCUCGGCGCUGGGCGUGGCCACGUCGCUGGCCACGGGGCCGGACUUCGCCGCCGUGGCCAGCUUCCUGCCCGGCCUCAAGAUGUUGUUCCAGCUCGCCACGCAGCUGCAGGUCUACGCGCGGUGAACCCACUCACCACUUUAUACCACUCAUACACUGACUUAGCUCAUUUACAUCCCUUAUACAACAUCAUCAUCAUCAUCAGCCGAGAGACGUCCACUGCUGAACAAAGGCCUCCCCCUUGGUCCUCCACGUAGAACGACAAGUCGCCACCUGCAUCCACUGGCUCCCUGCCACUCUGACGAUGUCGUCGGUCCACCUAGUGGGAGGUCUAUACGUCAUCAUUAAGAGGUUAUAGAGCUGUUUAUAUUUGAAUUUGUACUUUGUACGCCCCUAAGUCGAAGGUAAAAUUAUUCCUGUAAUAAAAAGACAAUUUUGAAAGUUAAUUUCUUGUGUGUCUAUUAUUCAAACCUACCGACAUACAUUAUUGAGACUUGCCGUUACCUUUGUUCAUAUAUGUCCUCAAUAUAAGGGGUGUAAAUCAAGUGGCUGGUCAGCGUAUUCCAACUACACAAUGUUCAAACGUCUAUUGACGAUACUUAAACACGGAGUUCACCAAACACGACUCUAAUGCUUAUUAUGUUAGAGUUUAAAAUUAUUCCCUCGUAUAACGAUAUCAAUGUAAUCGUAUCGUAAUGACUGUACUCCACUUACUCCCGUGGCCUCCUUAUUAUACAAUUUAAUAUAUUUAUUAGAAAAAUAUUAAAAACAUUAAUCUUAUACAACAACCGAUAUUGUAUAGACCAGCACAUGAAGUUAUCCUAAUCUCUCAAAAUAUCAACCUUAACUUCUUGCAAUAAGGUUCAAAAUCUUUGACUUAUGCAAAAAGUUUGACUAGUUAACUCGUUCACGACGCACACAGCUCAUGAAUGUGAGUCCCAGUGUGGCUUGAAACUGGUCGAGUUUGGGGCAAUUUCAUGAGGUGGCACGUUAUGUGAGAUGUCAAUCAGGUUUAUUUAUUUGUGUGUACAUCUGUAUGCAAUAUAUGUGAGGCAUUUGGUUCUAGGCUACAUAUGAUAAGAAGUUAGUAUAAAUGGCAAAUUAUAUUUAUCUUUACGUCUGUACCCUUUGAGAGCUAUAGGCGUAAUGUGAUGUUUUGUAUGCAUUUUUAACAAGUUUUGCAUAGUGUUAUCUAAUUUUCUAUUUAACUUGCCUGCUAUAGACGACAGCUAACAAUUUGAUAUUGCUUUCACAUACGUAUCGUUACGCCUUUUAUCCCUGUACAGGUAGGCAGAGGUGCACCUUAUGCCACGUAAUGCCACUACAAUGUACACCCACUUUUCACCAUUUCUGUUAUAAGUCCCAUGUGAGAUAUUGCUUUCAUAUCACUAAUAAAUAAAGCAAUAGUUAGCACAAUUUUGAUACUUGUUAUUUAAAUGAAAAUUAAUAAUACUAUGCAACAUAAGUAAGUCAAAGUAUAACUGUUAACAUGAAAUAAAUUCGUUGUGUUGCCACAAUUGAAAUAUUUAUUUUUCUACUCAAAUUGUCAGAGAACAGAACAUAUUUGUAUGGUCUAGUUGAUUCGUGUUUUGUUAUAAUAUGCAAGUUAUGUACGAGUACGAGCUCUGUUACUAAUAUAUUAACUUAAUAUAAUUAUAAUGUAUGAUAGAAUUAUAUUAUUGAGAAAAUAUAUUUUUUAGAAAAUUA